This is a messenger RNA of Tremella mesenterica DSM 1558, 1230 nucleotides long. RefSeq lists its product as uncharacterized. The record is from RefSeq and is a predicted model, not a curated record. Gene Ontology annotation, molecular function: transmembrane transporter activity. Gene Ontology annotation, biological process: transmembrane transport. Bases 1 to 1230 code for a protein of 409 amino acids. The transcript is spliced from 6 exons. Lineage: Eukaryota; Fungi; Basidiomycota; Tremellomycetes; Tremellales; Tremellaceae.
AUGCCCGAUGGUGGAUAUGGAUGGGUCAUGGUCAUUUGUUUCAUGGUCAUUAACGCUUUUACAUGGGGUGCAAACUCUGCAUAUGGAGUAUUCGAAGCUUAUUACCUCAAAAAUAAUUAUUACGCAGGUGGUACUACAUUCCGAUACGCAUGGGUAGGAGGAUUACAAGGUUCUUUAGCUAUGUUAUGUUCUCCUUUGGCCAAUACGUUGAUGAGGUUUAUAGGACCUAGAAAUGUUAUGUUGAUUGGAACCUUCCUUGCUGCUCUUGGACAAUGCAUGGCAGGUGUAUGUCAUACUUUCGUCGGAUUCGUCUUUUGUCAAGGGGUGAUCUUUGGUCUCGGAGCGGGUUUAGUACUUAUCCCUUCUCAACCUUUGUUGGCACAUUGGUUCAGACGUCGUCUCGCUUUGGCCCAGGGUUUCGGCAGUUCUGGAGUAGGUGUAGGAGGGUUGAUCUUAUCCAACACCACCAGAGCCGCUCUAGACUCUCUAGGGGUCCGUUACACUCUCAUUCUAAACGGAUUGUUAUGUUCCGCACUCACCAUCCCCGCCGUGUUGAUAAUCCGUGGAAGACAUGAACAAUUAGGAGCGAGGAGUCAAAGUUUAGAACUCAAGUGGUUGGCUCAUAAAGGUUUCAUAUGGGUUUUCAUUUGGGGUUCCAUGACGAUGUUAGCAUAUUACGUGACACUCUACUCCAUACCAUCUUACGCCACAUCGGCCUUAUCACUCACUCAAAAACAAGGUGCAGCUCUUCAAUCAAUCCUCUCAGCAGGUCAAAUGAUCGGUAGACCAACGGUCGGUUUAAACUUAGAUCGUUUCGGUAGAAUCAACAUGACGAUACUAGCAUAUAUAAUCUCUGGUAUUUCAUGUUUAACCAUAUGGUUACCAGCUCGUUCAUUCUCCGUUUUAGCCGUAUUCGCUUUGAUACAAGGAUUAGUAGGUGGGACAGUUUGGUCAGCCGCAGCACCUAUCAUAACGAAAGUCGUCGGUAUACAACAUUUAGGUUCUGCUUUGGGUAUUUUUUGGUUAGGUUUAGUACCUCCUAGUUUAUGUGCUCAACCUAUCGCUAUUGCCUUGUUGGAAUAUUCUAAAGAUCAUUUAGGUAAACAAGGUCCAGAAGGGUAUUAUAUUUCUAUUGGGUUUGCUGGUGGGGUCAGUUUGGCCGCAGCGGGGAUUUUGUAUGGUUCAAAGGUUUAUCUACAAGGGAAUUGGAAAGUUUUUGUAAAGACUUGA